This is a messenger RNA of Paramecium pentaurelia, 611 nucleotides long. The record is from the annotation of a GenBank genome assembly. Lineage: Eukaryota; Ciliophora; Oligohymenophorea; Peniculida; Parameciidae.
AUGGAUAAGCAGGUACAGUGAAUUUUAAAUUAUUAAAUGGAUAGCAUAAAGUAACUUUAUAGACUCAUUGGGAAGAUAAUUGUGAAUAUUACUGUCAACCUGAAACUGGCUUUUUAUUUGAAGAUUAAAAAGAUUAAAGUCAAAUUUCAAACGUUGAAAAUGGAAAUUAUCAAACAAAAAUAAAUAUUCCUGAAUAUUAUAAUUAUAAUGGAAUAAUUAAUGGAGAUCUUUAGCAUAUAUCAACUGGUAUAGAUGCAAAACUAUAUGGAAAUAUUGAUAUUGAUUUAAGUGGUGAUUUUUCAUCUUAAAAGAUUAAAUCAGAAAUCUGUAGAGUCAAAGCUAAUAAUUUGGAAAUAAAUUCUGCAUUAGAAACAUAAUUUGGAUAAUUAUAGAUUAAAAAUAAUGUUACUAUUAAAAAAUUACUCAUUUCAAAAGUAACAAAUUUAUAUUAAGAAAAUGUAAAAUUUAAGUAGGUUAUGUAUAAAAUAUGCAAAAAAAUUAUCCAAUUAUGUAAAAAUUCUAAUUUUUAGAAAAUAUUGAAUAGAAUAAUCAUUUUUAUAUAUAAUCAUAAGCAAAAACUUUUAAUAUUGGAACAUUUUCAGGAAGAUUGA